AUACCCCUUCAAAUAGACAGUUUACUUACGUGUCUUAUUCUCAGGCAGCCCCGCAACCAAGUAUUUACGUCUCAGACCCGUUCCCCACGCUUUCGAUCCCAACGUGCUCACACCUCUCUCUUGAGGUCUCCAUUUUUUUCCCGAGAAUUAUAUUUAAUAUUCCUUUUAUCCAAUCGCUCAUCAGAUCACGGCCAACACUUGGUUCACCGAAUUUGAAUAGAUCUGGAGAACGAACAGGGCGUUUGCCGCGUCGACCGAGGGAGCUCUCCGGAGCCGGUGAUGGCGGCGUCGCCGGAGCAUCGUGAUGAUUCCUCCUCCUUCUCUUCCGUAGAAAUUCCGGUCAAAAAAGAGCUAGAAAUAUGCGUCGAUGCUAAACAGAUAGAUAGUGGCGGAGACUCCCGGGCAGCCGCCAGUGGCGACAAUUCCCGCGCCGGAGUUGAUUUUGCAUUGAAUAACGGUGCUGCUGAGCCUUAUAGCAUUGUUCACCGAAGCUUUUCUGAAGUUGGAGCAUUGCGUGUGGGCACUUCAAACAUUGAAAAGUUGGAUUCAAGCCAGCCUAAAUUGGUAAAAUCAAAAACUGAGGCACCAAGACAUCGGAGCAUACUUGCUGAAGAUGCAGCACAGAUUUUUGACAAUAAGAUGUCUGCCCAAAAGAAGCUUCAAUUGUUGAACAGAAUAGCUACCGUGAAAGAUGAUGGGACUGUGGAGUUCGAAGUGCCAGUAGAUGUUGAUCCCAAUGUUCUUGCUUGUGGAUUAAGAGAUGAACAUAUUGAAGUUGCUGAAGAAGAGUCACCUGAAGCAGAUAUUCAGUGUAUUCCACCACUGCAAGUAGUGAUACUUAUAGUUGGCACACGUGGAGACGUGCAGCCAUUUAUUGCCAUUGGCAAACGCCUCCAGGAAUAUGGUCAUCGUGUAAGAUUGGCAACUCAUUCAAAUUUCAAAGAGUUUGUGCUAACUGCUGGGCUCGAGUUCUAUCCAUUAGGUGGAGAUCCAAAAGUUCUUGCCGGUUAUAUGGUUAAAAAUAAGGGCUUUUUGCCAUCAAACCCUUCUGAGAUUCCUAUUCAGCGAAAUCAAAUGAAGGAAAUUAUCUACUCUCUACUUCCUGCUUGCAAAGAACCUGAUCCUGAUUCUGGUAUUCCUUUUAAGGCAGAUGCAAUCAUUGCAAAUCCUCCAGCAUACGGGCAUACCCAUGUGGCAGAAGCACUAAAAGUACCAGUUCAUAUAUUUUUCACUAUGCCAUGGACGCCAACUAGUGAAUUUCCGCAUCCUUUGUCCCGUGUGAAGCAACCCGCUGGAUAUCGACUUUCAUAUCAGAUUGUUGACUCAAUGAUUUGGCUUGGGAUACGGGACAUGAUCAAUGAUGUUAGAAAGAAAAAGCUGAAGCUACGACCAGUCACGUAUUUGAGUGGUUCCCAAGGCUCUGAUUCCGAUGUGCCACAUGGAUAUAUUUGGAGUCCACACCUUGUUCCUAAACCAAAAGAUUGGGGACCUAAGAUUGACGUGGUAGGAUUUUGCUUUCUUGAUCUUGCAACAAAUUAUGAACCCCCAGAAUCACUUGUAAAGUGGCUUGAAGCUGGUCCUGAGCCUAUUUAUAUUGGAUUUGGUAGCCUUCCUGUUCAAGAACCUGAAAGAAUGACCCAAAUAAUCGUGGAUGCAUUGGAGCAAACAGGACAGAGAGGUAUCAUUAAUAAAGGCUGGGGUGGCCUUGGGAAUUUGGCAGAACCCAAGGACUUUGUGUACUUAUUGGACAAUGUCCCUCAUGAUUGGCUAUUCUUGCGAUGCAAGGCUGUGGUUCAUCAUGGAGGUGCUGGAACAACUGCUGCUGGUCUUAAAGCUGCGUGCCCGACUACCAUUGUACCGUUCUUUGGUGAUCAACCUUUCUGGGGAGAGCGGGUGCAUGCCAGAGGAGUGGGACCUCCACCCAUCCCAGUUGACGAAUUCUCACUUCCCAAGUUGGUUGGUGCAAUAAAAUUCAUGCUAGAUCCAAAGGUGAAGGAGAGGGCCAAUGAACUUGCCAAGGCGAUGGAGAAUGAGGAUGGGGUGACUGGAGCAGUAAAAGCAUUUCUUAAGCAUCUUCAUCACAAGAAGCCGGAGCGCGAGCCAUCACCGGUGCAAUCCAGUCUAUUCUCCAUCAGUAGAUGUUUCAGAUGUUCAUGAAUCUUGUAUGUAUGCUUGUGUAUUCCUCGUUGUGCGUGUCAUGCAGUGUCCUUGGUGUUUUAUUUCCUAAUCUGAAACCCAACGUUCAUGAAUCCGUCCCUCUUUUCAUGUCCCCAUCCCAGCUGCAAUUGUUUUAACCGUCGAGACACGUUUUAGUGUGAAACACAAAAUUUCAUUCGUCUCCAAGGUUGAAGGCCCAUUGUUUUUAGUCUUUGAGCUACAGUCUAUGUAGGUUUGAGGCUUCCAUUCGUCUUUUAAAAACAUGACGCCAUUCCUGUUUUGUAUGCUUGAAAUAAAUGAGUAUUACUCAAAAUUGUGAUAUUUA
This is a messenger RNA of Gossypium raimondii (Peruvian cotton), 2482 nucleotides long. Its product is annotated as sterol 3-beta-glucosyltransferase UGT80A2. Gene Ontology annotation, molecular function: UDP-glycosyltransferase activity; hexosyltransferase activity. The record is from RefSeq and is a predicted model, not a curated record. Lineage: Eukaryota; Viridiplantae; Streptophyta; Magnoliopsida; Malvales; Malvaceae. Bases 280 to 2157 code for a protein of 625 amino acids. Gene Ontology annotation, biological process: carbohydrate metabolic process. The transcript has 14 exons.